AUCAUUUCAGCAAAAUUUCGAAACUUUUCGAAAACACUGACAAACACCUCUCGGAGUCCAUUUUUGUGUUUGUGCUUUUCCCGACAGAUUUUAUCUGAAAAACGAAGGUGUGGACAAAGUGCUGUUAAGCGUUUUCCUUUCGAAGGCUUUAGUAAUUCAAACAGAAGCAGAAAGUGAAGGUUUGAACAUCGAUUUUCUUCAAGCAGGCGAAUCUCCUCACUCCCGUGCUUCUGCCGACGGUGCCCGGAAGCAAUCUGCGUGGUAUGGUUGGCGUGUCAUCGAAAGAUAAACCCUUCCCCAACAUGUCGCGCAGUGUGAGGGCCGAAACGCGGGCCAGCAAGAAAGACGAUGUCAAGAAGUUCAUGCUUUCGAUGGAUCGGGUUCGUCGCUGGGAGAAAAAGUGGGUCACAAUCGGCGAAACUUCGAUGAAGAUCUUCAAGUGGGUUCCGAUAUCCAGCAAGGACAACAAAAAGGGAGGCUUGCUCAAGGGUUCCGGCACGGCGGCGGUCAGCGGCGGUGGGGGUUUGCUCGCUAAUGGAAAUUCGACGGUCAGCAGCAAUGCCGUCUCGGUCAACAGCAAUAGUAACAGUAACAGUAGUGAAAAUAAGGAAAACACUCGAAAACAGGGGACAGAUUCGAAUUCCAAUUCAAAUUUUGCGCUGACAACCGAAGAUUCCAACACCUGCUUCUCCCUGGUAAGUGACUCUCAAGGGGCCACAGAGUUCGUCUCGAAUAUGCCAUUCUCUGAGGAUUCUAAUUCACAAGGAUCGGACAGUGCUCCGAAGCGACUGAAAACUGACUAGACUGGAGAAGGAAGUCUUCCGCACAUGGUCCGAUCCGAGACAUGAGGAGGUGAGCCGGUCUUGCACCCAUUCCCGUUAUGUACGAGCACUUGCGUUGUAACCAGCAUAUUACUCUUCGUUUCUUUUGAUUCAGCGGUGGAAGAUCAGUAAUGAAUGUUGAACAUGUGCGACACUCAUCUGUAAUGGUGAAGAGAUUUGAUUUGUACAAAAAAACACUUAUUUAGAAGAUGUACACAGUUUAAAAUCUAGUAAUUAGUUUAAAGUACUUUCAUUAUAUUUAGAUCCAAUUGUGAAUCGUUAUAGCACGAGUAAGUAAAUGCUCGGGGAUUUACAGUUUUUCUGAAGGAUAGUUCUAAGAAUGUCAUCAGUUGAUGGCUACAUUCAGGCCGUUUGAAAACAUCUAGAUAUACCUAAGCAUUAUUUAUUUAGCCUGGACUUUCUCUUUUGCCAAAUAACAACAUUGUGUGAACCAAAA
Armigeres subalbatus is the source of this 1278-nucleotide messenger RNA. Its product is annotated as B-cell CLL/lymphoma 7 protein family member B-B-like. The transcript is spliced from 3 exons. Bases 264 to 803 code for a protein of 179 amino acids. The record is from RefSeq and is a predicted model, not a curated record. Lineage: Eukaryota; Metazoa; Arthropoda; Insecta; Diptera; Culicidae.